Molecule: messenger RNA, 2837 nt
Organism: Triticum dicoccoides
Lineage: Eukaryota; Viridiplantae; Streptophyta; Magnoliopsida; Poales; Poaceae
Product: mitogen-activated protein kinase 12-like
Exons: 5
Coding region: 496-1122 (208 amino acids)
Biological process (GO): protein phosphorylation
Molecular function (GO): ATP binding; MAP kinase activity
Source: RefSeq, a predicted model, not a curated record
CCCCCUCUCGGCGGCAGUGACCGCAGCGACCUCCGGGCUAUGCGACUCGUCGGAGAGAAAGGCGAAUCGGAAUCCCCCGCAGAAGGGGAGCGCCGCCUCGGGGAGCACCCGCGGCAGCAGCGAGCAGCGCGCUACCCAAUGCCGCUCGGCGUCGCCGGAGGGGCACCACACAUGGCAGGGGAAGGGGGAAGCACCCGCGCCGUCGGCUCCGCCCCGGCGACGACGCGCGCUCGUCGCCCUCCUCCUCGCUGGCCUCGCCGCCUCCACCGCAUCCCCAACGCCAGGCCGCCGCAGCCGCUCGACGCGGCCCACCUCAUGGACGCUGGGACUAGUUCCACUGAUAAGAACUCUCGGUUCCACCAUGGUCCAUGGAGCCAGAUCCUUUUAAAAUUGAUUAAGUUUGACAUUCAGAAAGGGACAGCAUUUUUGUCUGGAAGCGGGUGUAUGUUCCUGGCCACGAUGGUCGCAGGGAAAAGAGCAUAGGUAACAUUGGGCAUGGAGUUCUUCACAGAAUAUGGGGAGGCAAGCCAGUAUCAGAUCGAAGAGAUCAUUGGCCAGGGAAGCUUCGGAGUAGUUGCUGCUGCAGUAGAUACCCAAACUGGGGAGUGGGUUGCGAUCAAGAAGAUACAUGAUAUGUUUGAGCAUGCCCCAGAUGGCACCCGCAUUCUUCGGGAAAUCAAGCUUCUUCGGCUUCUCCGCCACCCAAACAUAGUUGAGAUCAAACACAUCCUGCUUCCCCCUGCCCGAAGGGAGUUUAGAGAUAUUUAUGUUGUUUUUGAGCUCAUGGAGUCAGACCUACAAAAAGUGAUCCAAGUAAAUGAGAACCUCACCGCAGGGCAUCACCAGUAUUUCUUGUAUCAGCUUCUUCAUGCCCUCAAGUACAUCCAUGCAGCUAAUGUAUUUCAUCGUGACUUAAAACCGAGCAACAUACUUGCCAAUUCUAAUUGCAAACUAAAGAUCUGUGACUUUGGGCUUGCACGCGCAUCGCGUGAUGAUGCUCCCUUGGCUAUAUUUUGGACUGACUAUGUGGCUACAAGGUGGUACCGUGCUCCUGAAUUAUGUGGCUCAUUUUUCUCCAAAGUCAGUGUCUGUUUGUUUGAGGCUAAGUUUGCCUAUGGUUGACACGGGUUGAGAUCCUCUGCAGUACCGUAUGGUGCUGUAGUGUGGAUGACAUGUGGGGCCAGGUCCCACAUGGCAGUGACUGUACAGCACCGUACAGUACUGCAGAGGAUCCUAACCCGGUUGACACACAUCACACACCUAAGGUUGGGCAAUUUGAUUGACGUAGGUAGGUCUUUGGUUCAAGCCACACCUUCGGCAGGAUUCUUUUUCCACCAAUAAGGUCCCACAUGCCAUACACUUACAAAGUGUGACAAGAUUCCCUUAGGCUCCAAUUUGAACUAACCUUAGGCAAGUUUGGCAAAACAAUUGUGCAAAGUGUGACAUUGUUAGUCCUAGAACCAAACAACCCCUUAGUCCUCAAUUCCGAGCUCACUAUUGUCAAUAGUACAGAAAGGAAGCCUCUUGCAGUACUAAAUCUGUACGCCGGUGUUGCUUGUUAUUGCAGACUUGUUUCCAAUGCGUGAAUCGUUCUAAUGUUUUAAAUGUGUAUAUGAUGUUUUUUUCUUUCCGAACUGGCACAUAAGUGCUGAUCAUUGUAGUAGAAGAAAAAUUCCAAGGCGGAUGUCUUACACUGCCAAGAAAAACAAAAAAGAAAACAAAAGAACUGUACAUGUCCUAGGCUAUGGGCUAUGGCUCAAGGCAAAGGCUCAGGAGGGUGUCCUUGUUGAGGCAAGGCCCUCAGCACCUUGGCACCAGGCAUCAUCCAGAGAUGGGCUUCGGUGAGAAUGGCGUCCGCCAACUCCGGUGCGUCUAGUGAGGCAUCAUCAAAUACAAAGCGUUGUGCAGCCUCCAUAGCUGCCACAUGGUGAGGAUGAUGAUUGAGCACGCUCCAUUGGAUCUUUGACCACCGGCCCUCUCCACAGCAACUUCAAACCAGGUGGGAAAAUUAUCACCAGGCUGUGGGCAGAGAUGCUGGAGCGAGAAGUAGCUUAGGACCGAGUGCCAGAUCUGAUGUGCGAAGGCGCACCCUGUUAACAGAUGCGAGUUUGUCCCGUCGUCCUGGUCGCACAACGGGCAUUGAUUAGGGCUGGGUAGGCCUCGCCUUUGGAGACGGUCAACAUCAGUUGGCUGCUGCUAGCCAUGCAAAGACUUUGCAUUUCAGAGGAGCCCAGCUACCCCAGAUCGGUGCUGAGAGUGGUUUUUAGACACUGCUGGCGAAAAGAGCCGUGUAAGCAGAUAGAGGGUUGUAUGGGUGGGAGGCGGAGAGAGUCCAGACGUACUGGUCGUCGGUGUCGGCGGAGAGGGUAGGGCUGUCGACAAUCUCCACAAGGUAGAGUAACUCCAUAAUGCCUUUCACAAUGAGGGCGCUUGAGAUAUCAUGGAUCCAGUGUCCGUCAGUGCAUGCUUUGCUCACCGUGCAGCGAUUGAUGACACGCAUGCUGACUGCAGCAGGUACCAUGGGGGGCAGAUCGGCCACUGACAUCCCGUUAUUCACCUGUCUGACCAAAAUAGGGCAUGGCGGCCGUCGCUCAACAUGACCUUGCUCGCUGCAUGAAGGAGACUGUCGACAUGCCUUCCAUCUUAAUAGGGAGCGAGCCUGUCGGAGUAAUGGGCCACGGGUAGGCUAACCCGAGUCCCAGGAUCUUUCAAGACAUCAGGGCAAGCCGCGCCCCUCAGGCCGAGUCUCAGGAGCGACUCCAAAGUGUGCCGAGUCCUAGGGACGACUCCAAGACAAGCCGAGUCCCAGACGGCGACUCCGAGAUAUGCCGACUCCA